Messenger RNA from Apis laboriosa (Himalayan honeybee), 594 nucleotides. RefSeq names its product thioredoxin domain-containing protein 12-like. Bases 1 to 594 code for a protein of 197 amino acids. Gene Ontology annotation, cellular component: endoplasmic reticulum. The transcript is spliced from 2 exons. The record is from RefSeq and is a predicted model, not a curated record. Lineage: Eukaryota; Metazoa; Arthropoda; Insecta; Hymenoptera; Apidae.
AUGAAUCAUCGCAUCAAAUACCUCAGUAUUUUAAACUUAAUCAAUUUAGCAAAUCAUAUAGGAAAUAAAUUUGUUAAUAAUGGAGAUUCAAAUUAUGAAGCUGAUUUUGAACGAUUGUUCAAAUGGAAAUCUCUUAAAUGUGGUUUCCAAGAGGUUAAGAUUGUCCAGAAACCAAUAUUUUUAUUUAUCUACAAAAUACAAUGUCCUUCUUGUCAAAAAUUAAAACAGAAAUUUUCGAAAUCUAUACAUUUGAUGGAUCUUAGCAAUCGUUUUAUAAUGAUAAAAGCGGAUGUGGAAAAUGAUAAAAUUUUAAAUCAAAAACAGUUUAAGCCAGAUGGCGGAUAUGUACCUAGAAUAUUAUUCUUUACAUCUGAUGGCGACUUCAUUCAGGAAGCUUAUAAUAAAUGUGCAGAUGCGGACAAACAAUAUAAGUUUUUUUAUAAAAAUCCUUCACAAAUUAUAUGUACUAUGUUGCUUGUUUUGAACAAUUAUUCCAAAGAACCAUUACCAAUACUAUUUCAGUAUGAACAAUUAUUAAAUUUGGAAAACUGUGAUAUGGAAGAUGACAUUAUUAUUCCAACCUUAAUACAUUGA